This is a messenger RNA of Paralichthys olivaceus (Japanese flounder), 5322 nucleotides long. The record is from RefSeq and is a predicted model, not a curated record. Lineage: Eukaryota; Metazoa; Chordata; Actinopteri; Pleuronectiformes; Paralichthyidae.
AUGCUCCUCCUGCCGCGGGACUUUAGAGGCUACCCCCACCUCCUCCAUACUUCCACCUCCAUCAAUACCCCCACCACCUCCAUCACCUUCACCACUUCCACCUAUACCCCCACUACCUCCAUCAGUACCCCCACCUCCAUCAAUACCCCCACCACCACAACCUCCAUCAGUACCCCCAUCACCUUCACCACCUCCACCUAUACCCCCACCAUCUCCAUCAAUACCCCCACCACCUCCACCUAUACCCCCACCACUUCCACCUAUACCCCCACUACCUCCAACAAUAUUCUCUUAAUAAAGGUGGUGCACAGGUUUCGUCAGGGAGGCUUCAACACGCUGGUGUCGACCUGCGUGGGGGAAGAGGGGCUGGACAUCGGAGAGGUGGACCUCAUCAUUUGCUUCGAUGCGCAGAAGAAUCCCAUUCGCCUUGUGCAGCGGAUGGGACGUACCGGCCGUAAAAGGCAGGGACGCAUCGUUGUCAUCCUGGCUGAAGGACGCGAGGAGAGAACGUACAACCAGAGCCAGAGCAACAAGCGCAGUGUUUACAAGUCCAUCACUGGCAACAAGAGUGGCUUCCACAUGUAUCCCAACAGUCCCCGCAUGCUGCCAGAGGGAGUGAACCCCACCCUGCACAAGAUGCACAUUACCUGUGGCCAGUUUGAAAUCAGGGAGAGCAGCAGGGCGUCCGGCGGCGGUCGACGGUCCCACUGUGAGAGACGGAGCUCCCUCAUCCACCCUCAGAACUUAUUUCAGCAGAGCAGGUCAACAUCUGACGGGUUUCUGAGCAGUGCGGAAUAUUCCCUGUGGGCGUCCACCAUGAGGCUGCAAGAUGAUGACGCUCAUCCGACCCUGAAGCAGUCACACUUUGUGUCCAUACCCAGUGAUCGACCGCCUCAGAAGGAACUUGACAAAAGCUGCCCCCCGUCCAGAGAGCUGUCUUUGUGGGAAUGGAGACACUGGCAGCACAAAGUGUUGCCCACCCAUGUCGUCGAUCACUCCCUCCGCUGCCGCCACUUCAUCCAGGUGAUGGAGCUCGUAGACGGCAUGAAGGAGGAGAACGAGGGGGAGUGCCAUUACGAACAGGAGCUUCUUCCUUACCUCCACAAAGCCGACAAAGAUGGCGACAUGAGGAAAGGACAGAAGAAGCAGAAGAGCGUAAACACCUGCGCUAAAACACUCAAACCUUCUCAUUCUACAUCGUCUGAUCUGGAGUGUAUCGAGGAACUUGAGAGCGACUUCACAGAUCACCCAGGGCUUGAGGCUAUUUGUCCUCUCCCUUCAAAAAAUGACUGUCCAGAAGCAGACAUGGAUGAUGACUGUGUCAAUAUUAACGAAGGUGUCAUAAAUUCAGACAUUAUCUCACGGCUGAGUACAAAAGUUGAUGAGGAAGAAGAUGUUGAGCUUCAGGCCAUGUUCUACCUUCCAAAGUGGGAUUCAGCUCCUCCUCCCUCCUCUGCUGAGCUCCUUCCGGGGACAAGUGAGAGUCUGAAGGUCAUUCUGGCUCACGUGGCCGAGCUCCUCUCUCGAUCUCCUUCAUUGCCGCCUGCAGAGUUAGAGGCUGAUAUGGCGACUCCGUCACUUCCUCCCUUUCAUCAGCAGCUUAAUCAACCAUUUCAGGUCAGCUUUACCUUGGACAUAGACGAUGAUGAUGAAAUGAUGAUGAGCAACGCCGGCAAUGCCUCCCAGAGGGCAGACUCAAACCAGCCUCCAGCGGGUCAGGAGGUCAGUAAAAACUGUAGUGAUCUGCUGCAUGAGGAGCAUCUGCCUGUUCGUGUAGCAGCCAACAGUCCAACCUGGGAUGAGGUGUUUGGGGAGGAAGAAGCCAACAUCGAGGCAGACGAGGAACUGUACAAUAACUUCAAGAAGCAACAGAUUGGCGAGGAAGCUGAGAAGAGCCAGAAAAUAAAGAAUAACUCAGACAACACGAGCGAGGAAAAGGUCAGCUGGGAUAAUGUGAGGACUGAGGAAACGCCACACUCGACGGAUGGAGGUGUGAACGACGACAGGGCCUCUCGGUGCAGCCCUCACAUGGACGACAGCAUGGAUCUGUUUGGGGAUGACGAAGCCUUCCUGCAAAUGACUAUCCCCGACAUCCCCACUCCUGGAGUCACACCCAGGACGUCCCCUUGUGCCAGAAACGUUCCCAACAGCAUAAAAAGGAAGUCUGACACGUCACAAAUGCAGAACACAACACAACCGUUUAGCACUGAGCACACAGCAGACAGCAGACAAAGAUUAAACACAAUGCAAACGGAUGAUUUAGCAUGCACAAAGCAACUAACUCAAACUCUGCAUGCCAAGCAGACAACUCAUGAUGCAGCCGCUUGCAACACUGGAGAUAAGAUAAUUUCAGCUCACUGCAAAUCUCCCACAGUGCAACAAAACGCUGAGUCAUGUGAUAGUUCCCAUGACUACUUCUCUGUCAACUUUGACCUUGGUUAUUCCCUGGAGGACUCAGGAGACGAAGCAGACGUAGAGGCCGUUCCUGCCUCGUGUACGUUGACCUCUCCAGAGCCUAAAAAGCAGAAAGCUGACUCCCCAGUGUCAUUGCUGACCGUUUCUAACUCCUCCACUCCCUAUAACAGCUUCACUGCACAGAGAAUCCCUGCACAGUGCCGUGAAUCUAAAUUGUCCACACCCCAAAUUUUUUCAGAGCAGAGGAACAGAGAAAUGUCGCCUUUUCGGAUGUUUAAGAGUGGUGCUCUCCCUUCUCCCAUCACAUCAGUGGGAGUGAGGAGGACGCUCAUGCCAGGUCCAGCCAGGCCGCACACACCCUCUUUGCUCUCCAGCUCGAAAUGUAAACGACCAGCAGGUUGCCCCGCCGAGGUCAAGGGAGGGUCAGGUGCGGAGAACAGGUCACUUCAGAAAUCGGUUUGUGUUUCUGACUCACCCCCUCAUCCAGAGCAGUCCAACAGUGACAGUGAAGAGGAAGUUGUGGUUCUUAAAAGAAGACAUCAGGAUGUGUUCAACACUUUGUCGUCCCCAGAAGUGUCCAAGAUCAGUGACGUGGACUCUCCGGUGGUUGUGAACAGGAAACGGGCAGCUCCUCUUAACACUUCUGAUGAAACAGAGGGCGAAGCUGUUUCUGAUGAUGAUUUCCAGAACGAGAAAGUGAUUGCACACAGAACCCCAGCGCAGGGAGCCGAGAGGAAACGAGUCAAACGGGCCGAAGCCAAGCACGCCGUGUGUCACAAAGUGCGUCAGUUCCUGCAGGAGGAAGCGGAGCUGUCGGAGGAUGAGGAGGGGGCAGACGUGUCGUCUGAUGAAGAGGAUGGAGAGGAUCAGAACCAGUCUCUUGAUGGAUUUGUGGUCAACAACACACACUUCUCUCAGGGACUGAAUGACUCAGAGAUGCAUGGGGUUUACCUGAAGUCAGUGAGAAGCCCUGCAGUCCACGGCAAAUUCAAAAUGUCUUACAGAACCCAUCGCACUGACAUCUUUUCCCAGGUGCCUGAGUUGGAUGAAACGUAUGCCGAGGACAGCUUUGUGGUCGGCAGUGAGGUGGAGGAGGUGGAGAGCAGCGUGGAAGAGGCUGAGGACAUCGAGCUCAUGCCUGAGGACUCGUACGUAGAUGGUAGGAGGCAGUAUGCCACCAGGCGGCGUGUUUUCCUGCACAACGUCAGGGCGAGAGACAGACCCGGCGCUAAGACCGGGGCCGAAGCUUCUUCAGAGCAGAGAGCUGAGGAGAAAACCAAGCGUACCCGGAUCAUACGUGUGAAUGAUUCCAGUGAUGAGGAGACAGGUGAAGUUAGCGAAGAGAGAAGCCUUACCACAGGGGGCAGUGUUGCUGUCACCUCGCAGCAAAAGGCAGCACAGCUGGAGCCCAGCAGACAUCAGCAGCAGCAGAAAGGCCCCUUCUCCUCAUCUUCAACCAUCGCAACCAAGGUCUCACUGUUGAGUAAACGACAAAGGAGCUCGGAGAGUGAAGAACAGCUAAAUGAGAGGUGUCGCCGGAGGUUAGAAAAUCAGCAUCUCCUCUCUGAUGAGCUCGACUUUGAGAAGUCAGUGUCGCAGAUAACCUCCAAGAAUCCGCCCAAGGCCCCACCCACCCCCUCCUCAGUGCCUCAGCCCCAGGAGUCCGUCUGUCAGGGUGCAUCAGUGAGCGAGGCCCCUCCUCCUCCUGGGCCUGUUUGCAUUCUUGUGGACAGUCGCUGCAUCAGUACCGGAGUGGAGUUGAUGACCAGCCUGCGUCAGCGCCACGCAGCCACCGUCCACGUCUGCUCCCUGGACGGCAGCUACUUCAUCGUCAGCAACCGCAUGGCGGUGGAGAGGCACAGCCAGUCCGAUCUGGCAGCAAUGCAGAACCGGAAGCGAUUGGUCGAAAGAGUGAACAGCUUACAGGGAUUGUUUGAGCGCGUUUGUCUGAUUGUGGAGAAGGACCGAAGUAAACCAGGUGAAGCAUCACGACCGUUUCAGCGCACGCGUUUCUAUGACGGCACGUUAGCGGGGCUGGUGCGCACCGGGGUUCGCCUGCUGUGGAGCAACGGCGCCGAAGAGAGCGCCGGCUUGCUGGCGGACCUGGCUCGGCUGGAGCAGCGUAAAGGUCAGGGCAUCAGUGUUCCGCUGGAGGUCAAAGGGCAGCACAGGCAGCAAGCCCUGCAGCUGUACCUGAGCCUGCCUUCAGUCAGCUUCGUCCACGCUCUGAACAUGAGCCACAACUUCAGGUCCAUCGCAGAACUAAUGAACAGCUCCAUUGAAGCGAUACAGAAAGGAGGCUGUAUGAGCACAUCCAGAGCUGAGGAGAUCUACCGGUUCCUGCGCUACCCUUGUGACACUUUCCUCAUGAACACAUCAAAAGCAGGAAAAACCAGUUAGCAGCCUGGGCAGGCAGACUGUGGGAACUCCUCCCUCUCCAUCAUUAAUCACCAACAAGCUCCUUUUAUUUCUUCCUGUUUCUCCACUUCGUCCAUCAUCUUUCCUUUCUGCCACAGUAUCAUCAUUUUUCUCUGCCCUUUGUUUUUCCUUCCUUAUUUACGCUCCAGGGACCAGAGGACGACAGUAGAUCAGCUGCAUACGGUGGCCGCACAAUCUGCUGUUGUGUCUGAUUGAGAGAAGAGCCUCAGGAUAAUGACUCAACCAUUUUGCACAAGAACUUGAGGGGAAACCCCGCUCAGCUUAAUACUUUAUGUAACACAAUGGGACAUACAUAAAGCCUACUGUCUAAUUUAUGUUGUCGUACUGGGAGUAAUCCUGUCAGCAACACUGUGAUCAUAAGAACCAAGAUCUGCAUCUGACACUUGAAUAACUUAUUGUUUAUGUUAAAAUAAUGGACACAUACAGAUAUUGUGUUGAAUUUGUAAAAUAAACAGUGAUAUAUUUGUA